GGAUCUCUAUCUCUGUGAAUCGUGAUGGCGUCGUCAAGCGAUACUUCAAAACCAGUAAUGGAGAGGAAGAAGAAAGGAGCUCCGAUCAAAUUCUUGGUACCUCUCAUCUACGCGCCUGCUCUUCCUUUGAUUCGGUUGUCUUUGAGACAUAAACCAGUUCUCAGAGACCGUCUCUUCGGUCUUGUCCUCGCCGGUGCUUUUGCUCACGGCUUCUAUCUUGUAACGGAUAUAUAUGAUGCAGAGAGCAAAUGAAAACUUUGGAGUUGCAGCCAUUCAACAAGAGCUCAAUAUUUUCUCGCAUGUCUGUCUUUUAGAUAAAAUAUAUUUUGCUUU
Arabidopsis arenosa is the source of this 333-nucleotide messenger RNA. Lineage: Eukaryota; Viridiplantae; Streptophyta; Magnoliopsida; Brassicales; Brassicaceae. The record is from the annotation of a GenBank genome assembly.